AUGCGCUCCGCACUCCUCUUCAUCACGGCCUUCGUCGCCUCCGCCGCCGCCAUGGCAGACCACGCCGGCGCCGCCGCGGACGACGACGAGUGCAAGUGCUACCACGCGUACAACGAGUGCCGCGCCACCCCGGCGGCCAACAUGUCGACCUGCGCAAGCAACUACGCCGACUGCCUGGGCUACAACCCCUUUGACGGCUCCCACAACCCGGACGACGUCUCCGACAAGUGCUCCGCGUCCGCGGCGCCCAAGACGGACUGCCGGCGCGUCAAGGAGUGCGAGGACGCCAGCGACGAGUGCAGGGGCCAGCCCGACGCCAACCAGGCGCAGUGCGCCUCCGACUACGCAGACUGCCUCGGCUUCAGCCCGUUUGAGCCCGAGGGCCAGCGCCGCGUCCAGGAGUGCGACGACAAGGACAAGGACGGUGAUGAUGCCAAGGCAAAGGAGGAGAAGCACCACCAGCCGCACCGCAACGAGACGAGGCCGGCUCAGCCUACGCAGGCGCCGGUGCAGCCCACGCAGAUGCCGGUUGUGUCGGGCGGGUCGGGGUUCAAGGCGCUGGAUGUGUUUGGCUUGCUGGCUGCGGGCGUUGCUGCGCUGUUGUAA
Trichoderma citrinoviride is the source of this 606-nucleotide messenger RNA. RefSeq lists its product as hypothetical. The transcript has a single exon. NCBI's taxonomy places the organism in Eukaryota, Fungi, Ascomycota, Sordariomycetes, Hypocreales, Hypocreaceae. The record is from RefSeq and is a predicted model, not a curated record. Bases 1 to 606 code for a protein of 201 amino acids.